AUACAAGCUUUAUCACAUUAAGACUUCAACUAAUAGUUAAGGAAUGGUAUAUUGUAGUUAAUUUAAUUUUCAGGGUUAUUGAGGGUUAACCCCCAGAUCUUUUUUGAUUCAAUUCUUAUUCGAAAUUCCAUAUAAAAGCAUAAAGAAUAUUUUCUGGGUGCUGGGGAAGAUGUAGCUGCCUCUUCUCCAAGCCACCCCUUUGCCUCCGGACUUCUCUGGGGCCAGCAGCCGCCCGACCAGGGGCCCGGAGCCGCGGGCUCAGGCAACAACCAUGGGCUCUGUGUCCAACCAGCAGUUUGUAGGUGGCUGCGCCAGGGCGGUGGAGGAGGUGUCAGAGAACGCGGCCAGGGAGGCCGAGGAGCCGCAGCUGCUGCACGGUGCGGGCAUCUGUAAGUGGUUCAACGUGCACCUGGGGUUCGGCUUCCUGUCCAUGACCGCCCGCGCCGGGGUCGCGCUCGACCCCCCUGUGGACGUCUUUGUGCAUCAGAGUAAGUUGCACAUGGAGGGCUUCCGGAGCCUGAAGGAGGGUGAGGCAGUGGAGUUCACCUUUAAGAAGUCUGCCAAGGGCCUGGAAUCUCUCCGUGUCACUGGACCUGGUGGGGUGUUCUGUAUUGGGAGUGAGAGACGGCCAAAGGGGAAGAACAUGCAGAAGCGCAGAUCAAAAGGAGACAGGUGCUACAAUUGUGGAGGUCUAGACCAUCGUGCCAAGGAAUGCAAGCUGCCACCCCAGCCCAAGAAAUGUCACUUUUGUCAAAGCAUCAGCCAUAUGGUGGCCUCAUGUCCGCUGAUGGCCCAGCAGGCGCUCAGCUCACAGGGAAAGCCCUCCUACUUUCGGAAGGAAGAAGAAGAGAUCCACAGCCCUGCCCUGCUCCCAGAGGCCCAGAAUUGAGCCUACAGCAUGUGGGGGCAAUCCUUUUGUGAUUAGGAAGUUCCAAGGAGCAGGCAUCAAUUG
This is a messenger RNA of Choloepus didactylus (southern two-toed sloth), 952 nucleotides long. RefSeq names its product protein lin-28 homolog A-like. The record is from RefSeq and is a predicted model, not a curated record. The transcript has a single exon. NCBI's taxonomy places the organism in Eukaryota, Metazoa, Chordata, Mammalia, Pilosa, Megalonychidae. The coding region runs from base 272 to 889 and encodes 205 amino acids. Gene Ontology annotation, molecular function: nucleic acid binding; zinc ion binding.